Amoebophrya sp. A25 is the source of this 4643-nucleotide messenger RNA. The record is from the annotation of a GenBank genome assembly. Lineage: Eukaryota; Dinophyceae; Syndiniales; Amoebophryaceae.
AGCGUGCAGAAGUUUUUUUUUGUGAUCUUCUCGAGCUACUUACGUACAACUAAACGCAUGAUUAUCACUUUUAGCACAUGAUGCACUUUAGUUGUAUCAACAUCCACCUCUUGUUCUGAAAAUCCCUUUCAUCUGAUUCAACUUCAACAUGGGAAAUCUACAAGGAAAGCGAGGUAAGAAGAAGGAGGCUGCUGCUAAGGGAGAGCCACAGCAAGCUGAGGGACCGCCGCAGCAGAGAGUGGAAGCAUGGGGACAAACUUUAUGGACCACAGAUCCUAGUCCUAGAUAUCAACGAGAGGGUGGAUUUUCUUUUUGGUCCACCUUUCAAUUGUUUUCCAUAUGAUGGAAGUUGAAGUUAAUAGCCAUUCUUGUAGUUCUAGAAGUGAGACUUGUUGGAUGAAAAUUUAUGCGAGCGGUAAAGAUGAAGAUCAAGAAGAACAUCUGCAACUCGUCCUUCACUCAUGGUGCAACUUCUAACCUUAAGCAAUAGAAGCAACGCCUUCCCAGGUUCUCCGACCUCGCCAGGAUCAACCACGCAUGGUGCGGAAAAGGUGUCGCAAGUAGUCCCAUUACCUUGCGACGAAGUCCUAGAGGAUUUGGCACCGCGAAAAACCGAUAGUGUCGUUAAGGCUUCCACCCGCACCCCUAUUAAUCCAUAUCCAUCUUUUUUAUCUUUAAAACUAAUUAAAGGUACUUAUCCAGCAUCCUGGAGAUCAUGAGCUCUAACUUCCCGUCUCCAUCUUGCGAGCUUACAAACGGACAACCUGAUUGGCUACCUUAACCUGGUGGAUUUGGAGAGAUUUGGCUAGUGAUUUGGCUUGGAAUGAUCCAUAUCCAUUUACUACUCUUUUAUUGAUAAUCUAGUAAGUUUUGGUUUUGUGUGUUAGAAAUUGAUAAUCCUCUGUGAUGUUAUUUGUGCUUUGUGUCUAAAACUGUGAUUUUCUUCCAAGAUACAGAACAAGAUGUCGACGAGGAGUUAGAUCUUUUUCUUAAAUGGCAGGACGAUUAGAGCGGCGAGCUCUAACUUGCCGUCUCCAUCUUGUGAGCAGGCGUCGCCGAAUUACAAGCAUCGCUCAGGGACUCGCAAAGUCACGCUCAACGAUGACAGCCUAAUUGAGCAGAUAACAUACAUAGGUACUGAUGACUCAUUAGGAUUGUUUUUGUUAUUUGAUGGACAUCUUCAUCUAUGAAGAAGUAAGACUAAGAUGAAAGAGUAGGAUUAUGGUCUUCAUCACGGUCAUGAUGAUCGUGUCUGAAUCGCAUCAAAUCUCUUGAACCAGUCGACGACGACAAGUCGACCGAAGCGCAUGCGCCACUUCAUCAUGGUUCUCACCCUCAUGAAGAUGCUCCUGAAGACUCUAGCUGGCAGCAGAGAGGACCAGGAUUGCCUGCGCCUGGCGGUGGAAGCUCGGGUUCCUAUCAACAACAACAUGCUGGUAGCGGUGGUCAAUAUACUGGUCCAUCAGGUGACAGAGAUCAUCAGGAGCAGCACUAUGGAGGAGCAGGACCGCAACAAUAUGGCCACCCCUCAAGCAAUAGAGGCCCGCCAGUGGGUGACCCUCGAGGACGUCCUCAAGGUGACCAGCAAGACCAUCAGCAGCAACCGUUCAAUGAUAAGAGCAUGGAUUACAACCCUGAAAAUCAACAGGGUGGACCAGGAGACAGAGGACAACUACAGCGAGGACCUCCGCAGCCUUACCAAGCUGGCGCGGGUGUCAUUCCUCGAGUAGGGGCUAGCAGCGCUGGUGCGGCACCGGUACCCAGGCGUAUCCCAAGUGGGACAGGAGGACAGUAUCAAGGACCUGGUGGGGCAGGAGACGGCGUCAUCCCCAGAACCUUCAACACAUCAGGAGGAGGUCAGAGCAAUUCGUUUAUUAUGAUAAUGGAUGAUUCCCUUUCCCUUCAGUGUAAGUAAGUACUUGUUAAAGACGAAGAACAAGAUGAGUACGCAAAACCGGGCUAUCGCACGCAUGAUCAUUAGCACGGGCAGAGGCACUCAUGAAAAUGAAGAUGAUUACCAGAGACGACGGGAAACACCAAUUGAACUCUUCUCCUUCUAACUCCGGUAAUCACACCAGUCACGUGAACAAUGCACAAGGCAACGAUGUCAGGAUGAACCUUUUGAACCUGGAUGGCGCAGUGGUCGAUGAUAGAUCUAUGGAUGAGCUUUCGCUGACACCGACUAAAACGCACGACCACGGACAGCCACCAGAUGUCAACAGCAACUUGUUGUAUACAGUGUUACGGCUAGGUCUGGGUGGUUGUGGUCGUUCUUUUUUUGACUAAGUACUUGUUCCUGGGCCGCUUGUGGGAAUUUUUGGAGCAGUUCUACUAGUUUUACUGCGCGUCACCAGUCACUACAACAACCACGACUUACAAAUCACAAACACUGAUGUACAGGCAUCCUCAUCCCAAAUCUAUUAAAAAAUUUUUGUUGUUCCUUCAUUGCUUUGUCCUGGUCCAGCUCUAACCGAGAAAACGAAUGUCCCACAAGCACAGGGACGAGGUGAGGGUUGGUAUCGAUCGCAAACCUUCCACAACUUUGGAGGCGAGAAGAAAAACCAGCGCGGUCAGGGUCUCUAUUAAGAGCGGCUGGUGAUGUUAUUGUUGUCAUUGCGGUUCAGGUUCAUCUUGUCGUGUACAUUUCUGCUGCUGCACAUCCACAUGUUCAUCUUCUAGUUCUACUACACCUACCUCAUGAACACUAGGGCUAGAAGUACAUGCUCUUCUAUCUAUUUUAGCUGAAAGAACAAAACAGCACUAUCAAGCUUCAGUACGUUAAAGAUGAUCUCCAGGCUUAUUUGUCUUUACAUUGAUAUUGAUUAGGAUUAUGUCCUCGCACCUUCCCUCUAACCUUGUCAGCCUCGCACUGAUAUGGGCACUGCUGGCAGCACAUCUUCGCGAAGGAUACGAGCAGCAGGGGCGCCCGGAGCUCCUCCGAGAUUACAACAACCACACCAGGAUGAGGAGACGGCUUCGCCGCAAGACUAUGAAGAUUUUUUUACUUCGCUUGAGUUUUUGUACUUCUCAGCCAAAAAAAUGAAGAGGUCACGGUUGAUUAAGAUUUAUUCUUCAUUCGUCUUGCAUAUCAACGAAUAUCAACGACUCAUUCUCUUACUACUCAUACUAUCUAAUCAGCUUGUCCUUGUUCCUUUAUUCAUCAUAAUGUACAACUUGUGCCUCCUUCUCCUUCUUCUUCUUCUUCUUCUUCUUCUUCUUCUUCUUCUUCUUCUUCUUCUAAUCAGCAGCAGAGGAAGGCAAAGAAAAUCAGUUGCCAGGAGCAAACCGGGAGUGGGUUGAGACGCGCGCUCUCACAAAGAUGCUGCUUUCACAUGGUGGCCUUCCGGAAGAACAGUUUGCUGGAAUUAUACCGAGACCCCCCGCGGCUCUCCCAGCAGCGGCUGCUCCACGACACGCGGGGCCAGCAGUUAUGGAGGUCUUGAUUUGUAGUACAACAACUGGUCCUAGAAGUGUCUAGACAUGCAUCUUCUAACACAGUCUACUAGACAGUUGUACACCAGUUGCACCACCUGUGUCUAGAAGUGUACCAUAACAAAGUAUCUACUACACUGACUUUUUACACCUGUCUACUACACUACUCUAAAACUAAUGUAGUCUGAAGUAGACAUACACUUACACCUGUCUACUACACUAGUUGCAGUCACCGUAAUGGAACCUGUCUAGUUUGUUAGUACAACAACCUGUAUGGAGGUCUUGAUUUGUAGUACAACAACUGGUCCUAGUAGUCUCGUUAUUGAUGAACACCCAAUCACCUCAUGGAGGAGUUCACAAUUUCUACGCACCUCUGUGUCCUGGCUAUUGUUUAGUUUCAUAAAUAGUAUGUGUAUGACUUCUAUGUGAGACUCGUGCCAUGCCAUGACCACCAAGUCCUAGUGUGGUCUCUAGACAUGCAUCUUCUAACAUUAUCCUGAAUGUGAAUGUAACAGACCCGAAUAAAGGGCGUGGCAUGCCACCCCCGCACUCGACGCAAGACAAGAGUGAGGACGCAAACUCAAGUUGUGACAAACCUGGAGGUACUCGUUCUUGCUAACCUUACUUGCUUAUUUCAGUUUUUCGUAUCUAUACAAAGUUUUUCUUGAAAAAAGGAUGACGAUGACGUUGAUCAUGAUCUUGUAUCUCUGCACCUCUACCACUUCAUUCGCAACAACCAGGUAAAAGAAACUCUUACCAAAGUCAGGCCAAGAGAAUUCGUGCUUCCUCCUUCCACCAUACAAAUUCCUUCAUGAACGUGGCUAUGGACGAACAGAGCAGGGUAAUUGUUUUCAAUUUUGUUUACAACUAUCAAUCUAGACCCUCUAGAAGUUGUCCCAGUAUGCAUGUGCGGUUUCUCAGUGGGUAGAUGAAUAUGCUGGUAGUUGUUGCUUUGUGCGUGCAGCUGCAAGGUAAAUCAGGGAAGAACUUCACUUGCUUUCGUCUGUACCUUGCUAAAACAGAAAUCUUGUGCCGAAGCUGCCGCAAGCUGGCGCAUGCGUUAUCUGAAAGAGCAGGCAGCUGGCCAAGUUGUUGGCCAGAUGGGAGUUUCCGAAAGAACGGCCGGUAUGGUAAGUCGCAUGGCGGCUGCGGCACCACAAUCCGUUAUUCCUGGAGGAGGGCCUCCGAUGUUGUUACAUGAUAGACGCUGA